Messenger RNA from Wyeomyia smithii (pitcher-plant mosquito), 2236 nucleotides. RefSeq lists its product as uncharacterized. The coding region runs from base 116 to 2188 and encodes 690 amino acids. The record is from RefSeq and is a predicted model, not a curated record. Lineage: Eukaryota; Metazoa; Arthropoda; Insecta; Diptera; Culicidae. The transcript is spliced from 3 exons.
UUUUGAACGUAGCUUACAAAAAUUGUGUCGCAGCAAGCGUGUGAAUAUAAAAUUCCAUUUUUUUUCAAAUUAUUCUAUGUGAUACGUUGGAAAAUUUCCCGUAAACUUUCGUUUUAUGAUAAUGCAUUCAGGCUUUAGUGACAUUGUAUCACCAAGAAACCUUCGGAGAAGCCCAGUACGGGAAAGUGGCAUCAAUAUGCAGCUUCAAAAUCCUGGUCAGUCAAGUGAGUCAAGUAGCAGAACCAAGCCCCCAAGCAGAAUUAAACCUCUAAGCGGAAUAAGACCCCCGACUGGAAUGAGACCUUCAAGCUCCCAACUGCAACUGCCGCCAUCAAGUGUACAUAUACCGAGAACAGCUGGCACUAUACCCAGACCUCAAAAAGUAAUCCCUCUGCCAGGAGCCCCAAACAAGCUGGCGGCUGUGCCCAAACCAAUCAGAGUGCAAGACAGCACAAUAUCUAACCUACUACCUCUCAGCGCAGUGAAUGUGCCGUCUUUGACUUUACUUCCAAAACCAUCGUUUAUGCAGCAUGUUACACAACCGGAAACAGCUGGAGAUAAAUAUGCAGCAAUACCCGCAUCAAGACUUGGACCGCCAUCAAGGCUGCAACCACCAAUACCAGGAUUUGACUCGAAGAGGUUAAAAAUACCCGAAGAGGAAUUAUCGGCGAUGCCAACAUCAAGACUUGCACCACCAUCUAGGCUACCACCACCAAUAACAAAAGCUGGUUCACAGAGAGAGAGAAAUCGAUCUCCUAAUAUUCCUGUGAAAAGGAGUUCGUCUCAAGCACCCAAAACACCUAAAAUCAGUACUAGUACUGCGAUCAACUUAUCACUCCCUCGGACAGCAGUCAAAACGCGAGUAAUGAACAGCGACCCAUCGUCAGAAAUAUAUCACAUUGCCGGUAGAGAUAUAGAAUUCGUCGAUUGGGUACCAUCUCCAGAGUUUCCAGAAGCGCGUCAAACAGAAAGAAAGUCUGUUAUCCGGCCAGGCAAAGCACAAAUUGUAAAGGGUAUAACGUCUUCGAAAAUCAGUCAUCCGAUAGUGCCUAAACGACACCGGUCACCAAAACCUAAAAAGGUUUACGAAUUCGACGAUGAACUGUCCGUUACGGCAGCAAAGCAGUUUGCGAUUCAACUGGACGCUGAUUUGGCUAAAGUUCAAAAAAUGAAUCAAGAAAUGCAAGAACUAAAGCAAAGAGGAUCGUCGAUUUUACAUAAAAUUAAAAAUAUGUAUGCUAAAGAAGGCCUAACCGAAAGAAGAACGGCAUCACUAGAUGUAGAAGAAUUUCGAGAGAAAUAUGGAAUUACUCAGAGUCCUAAAAUGCGGCAAUUAUUGGAAGUUACUAGAGCUUUUAACCAAGACAUGAUUAAAAAGAACGAUGUUCUUCAAAAAAUGAUAACAGAUCCUCGGGAACAAAUUUCAUUUCCCGAAAUAGCAGCGCAACAUGUUCAACAACAACUUACUCGGCAAGAGAAAAUAGACAAUUAUAAACAAAAAAUUGAUAUUCAACAAGAAUACCGCAAUAUGUUGGAGGAAAGAAAAAGAAAACACACCGCUCAGAAACCGUUAGUAAGACAAGAACAGGAAGAAAUCCGAAGAUGCCAUACAGAUACUCAAGUAAAUAAAUAUACAGCACCAACCGAGGAAGAACUAGAUAAACCUCAGGAAUUGGCUGAAAUGAUGGAGUUGCAAGAGGCCGGUAUACUGUUGACCGACACACCCCACAAAACGGUUGAGGUAUUAUUUUCAGAGGCAACACCAAGGGCGGAUAUUAGCUAUGCUGUUGGAAACCUGGUAAUUCCCAACGAAAUUGCAUUGGAAGAAAUGAAUACGAUUAACAGUUUGGAUCUGUGUACGGCUGAGGUUGCAUUAAAUGCUAAUUCAGUAAUUGCACCGGCACAUGAUAUUGCCAAGUCGCUACUAGAAAACAGUCUACAAGAAAUGACAGCUCAAUCAAUUCACCCGGUUCCACAACCACUUGAUCCGUUGUAUGCAAUUGAUCUCAAACUAGAUCGUCCAAAGAGACAAAACCUUGUACAACUGCAAGGAUCCUCGCAACCCUUUUGGUUUCCAGGAUUUUACACCUUCUUUCCGGGUCCACCGGGACUUGUCCAAGCAACAAAAUCACCAAGUGCGACCCUGCUAAUGGCACUGCGGAAAAUUCAACCCUCGGUGAUUAUUUAAAGAUAAUUGUGUUACUUAAAAUAAAAGCUCAUUGCAGUUUUGUGUAUA